Messenger RNA from Tilletiaria anomala UBC 951, 3101 nucleotides. RefSeq lists its product as uncharacterized. The transcript has a single exon. The record is from RefSeq and is a predicted model, not a curated record. The coding region runs from base 335 to 2674 and encodes 779 amino acids. Lineage: Eukaryota; Fungi; Basidiomycota; Exobasidiomycetes; Georgefischeriales; Tilletiariaceae.
UGAGCUUCAACAGCCGCGAAGAUCUGGCACGGGCGCAGUGUGAUGGGACAAGAUUGCCAAUGACUCCUCCCCUUGUUGUAUAUUGUACAGAACACGGACCACGGCCAUAACGAACACUCCCACCUGGGGUUAACUAAGAGGUGGUCAAGUAGCCAUCGACCAUUUCUUCUUCCUCUUCCACGUUCUCUUCCCAUCAGUUCUCCUCACCCCUCCUUGUUCUUCUUCUCUCACGUCCAUCGUUCCAACAGCACGCUGCGCUCGACGGCACAUGGCAUUCCCGCCAGCGACGCAACCGUGAUCCUCGACCCCCUCCUCAAUUCCCCUGGUUCCCGCCAUGGCCGCGGCGACUGCAGUGGUGCACGCCGCGGGCAGCUGGGAUGAUGGCCUUGUCGCUCCGCCACUCGCCAGCGCAAAACAGAGACUACAACAAAGCAAGCAGCAGUGCCGCUUACAGCGCGCAGUCAAACUACGAAAUCGAUCAUCCUCCAUUGACUCAGUCGCUUCACAGACGCACGAUCAGUACAAAGAUGGCACCUCGACUGCACAAGGAGCGACCUGGCUUGAUGACGAGCUCUGCAGCGUUUGCUCCAACCCAGUCAAGACGGCAGGCAGCCUGUACUGCUCUCAGGUCUGCAGGCAUCAGGAUGAACUCGCCUCUCAGAAUCUCGCUCACGAUGCCCUCACAUUAGCAGGGCACAUCUCGUCGACGAGCGUGUCACCGUCGGCUUUCGCUCCGAUUCCAGGGACCGCUGUCAAUCCCUCAUCGUCGAGUGGGGGCUCCACCCUUUUGGGACUUGACACGAGCUGGGGUUUGUCGACCAACGGGGUGGACCAGCUCGAUACACUGCGCUACACUGCACUUCCAUUGACUGCCGCAGGUACGCUCGGAUCACCAAUGGUACGUACAAGCCACCACAAUCUCGCCAGCGCAGACACUUCAGCCCCGCUUUCGCCCACAUUCAUGUCCCGCUCUGCAUCCAUCUCCGGCUCAUCAACGCAUGUACUCCCGCGCUCGGGCCGGCAACCAUCGAAGCAAAGCAUGGCAAGGUGGGCCUAUCCAUUUGCGAGGCCUUGUCUUAUAUCUCCACAGCAGCAGCAACAGAAUCAGCAUCAGCAUCAUUCAACACAGUCCCGACAGCACCGUUCAAGCUCAUCGUCUUCGAGUCGGUCCUCGUUGUCAGAGGAAGAAUCUCCAGACCCGGCAACACCGUCGCCCAACCUGUGGGCUUCGAGUGCACCACAUGCGCAUGCCAUGGGCGAGCCGUCCGCACUCAUGCUUCCUCCCUCGCUGCAUGCAGAGAUGAAGGGCAUGCAAAAGUUACCCCAUGCUGGCCGUCAGCAUACACAGCAACAGCAACUGCAACAGCGACAGCUGGCAGAGACAAUGCCGACGCCCUCGACGCUGGCUAGCUUUAUGCGCUACACACGGCGGCCAAGCAGUACAAACGUGCCUGCGCCCAUCCUCUUCUCCAGCCCGGUGCUUGCAGCGAUUAACAAAGUCAGCACAGGUGGAAGGACGCAUAUCGGCGCAAAGUCACCUGCUAAUGCUCUCGGUGCCAGCAACAGCGACAGCUGCAAUACAUACGGCAGGAAGAGCAAGCCAGUCACACCUAAUGGCAGCGGCUCGGACACCUCUGACCUUGACCUAUCCGGCGGCGAUCUUUCGCCUGGCUCCUCCGGAUUCGAGCUCGAGCAGCCGGGGUUUCCCGCGCACCGUCGCUCGCCUCUGUCGCAGACGGUCACUCUCCCUAACACCGACCGGGGUUCCCGGAGCGCUGGACCUGCCACGGCGCAGCCAUCGACAUCUGCCUCGAACAUCACAGCAGCCACCGUCACCACCACUGCCGUCACCAUACGCCAUGAAUCACCCGCAGGGCGCGCAAGCUGGCACAGUCGUAUGUCAUCCGACUCAGUCCUGUCGUCGAGGUCGUCGCGUUCCACCGGGUUGACACCCCGGCGACCGACCGUGGCGCAUGCUGCAACCGUACCGCUGCAAGUCUCCCCCUCCAUGGCUUCGGUCAUCCUGCUGACAUCGACCUCGAGCGGCGGCUGCGACGUUGACUCGUUCCAGCAGCAACCGUCACUUGCCUUGGUGCCGACCACGGUGCGGGGGCUGACGAAGCACAACAGCGCGUCGUCUGCUAGCGCCGGCAGCACCGGCCGAAGCAUUGGAACUGCGCCAGUCGAGCUUCCUUCUCCCUUACGCGACUUGUCAGGCAUGCAGCGGGCGCAAGAAGCAGCGGCGGCUGCGGCAGUGGCGGUUGUAGAAGCAGCGCAAGGCGACCCGCGAGGACGGUCUAAAGCGCGCGGUCCUCGCUCUUCUUCUUGUCGACGCAGUCCCAGUCCACCCAGGCGCGGCGACCGCCGGCGCUCGCGAGCAGCGUCCGACGCCGCAGCAGCAGCAGGAAGCAUUGCAUCACGGGGCAGCGAUCGCGGCCUACCCAGCGCAGCUGUCCCACUCGGCCUGGACAGUGAAGCGCCCAGCGACGCCCUGUUUGGCGCCGAUGACGAUAAUGACCAGAAUCAGAACGACGAAGAAGAGGAGGAGCGGACGCGCGGGCGGCAGGGCAAGCGCUUCAACGCGCGUCUCUCGCGUGGCUUUGGCGCCGGCGGCUUGGUGCACGAGGCGAUCUGCGAGCAGGUCUUGCCUGACUACGGGCACGAUGACGCUUGAUGCGUGCGCGUAACCAUCUUCAGAGGCAGACGAGCGGAGGCUGCCUGCUAGGUAUGUGUCGAAAUGGCUUUUCGACUCGGCAACAAUUUGCAUAUGCUCGCAAGCAGAGCACAAGAUACACGUUCGCAUCACCACUUCUCUUCACAUUCUCCCACUCGGAUAAUCGAAAAAAAUGUUCAAAUGCAUGAACGAAUCCGCAAAGCGGUGCUAUUCGGAACAACAGGUGAAAUCAAAUCAUAUCACAAAAGAGAAAUCGAGAGCGCAGCAAUCGUCCCUAAUCAUCACUCCUAUUCCACAUCAGCAUUCCAUUCCGAUCACCAACCUGUCAUCCCGAAAAGCGUUCAGGCGCACGCUGGAGCGGCCCAUUACGCUUCUUAACAAAUGUAUCUCGCAAGCAUUGCAUUCAAUCAGAAAGAAAAGAAAUCAG